Vitis riparia (riverbank grape) is the source of this 2290-nucleotide messenger RNA. RefSeq names its product glutamyl-tRNA(Gln) amidotransferase subunit A-like. The record is from RefSeq and is a predicted model, not a curated record. Gene Ontology annotation, molecular function: catalytic activity. NCBI's taxonomy places the organism in Eukaryota, Viridiplantae, Streptophyta, Magnoliopsida, Vitales, Vitaceae. The transcript has 11 exons. The coding region runs from base 262 to 2055 and encodes 597 amino acids.
AAGGAUCCUGAGUCAAUGGCUUGGGAAACUGGGUUGCAAUAAAACUGGAAGCAGCAUCUCCAGCAGACUGCAGUUUUUCUGUCAGAACUCCAAGGAAGAAGAGGAGGAAUUAAGGGUGUGACAAAGCAGCAGUCAUGCAGGGGAGCAUCCUUCUUCCCACCUCACUCUAACUCCCGUAGAUACGUUUGCUGUAUUAUUUUUUAUUUUUGCCUCCUCUUUCUUAUCUCAUCCAGCCGUCUUCUCGCCGGGACUGGAGCAAUUAUGGACAAAGCUGGAUGCUCGGAAAAGAUUAAUGAAGUUUCACCACUUAAAUGUGCAUUUGCAAUAUUUGAUGCCGACUUCUUCAAUGAUACUAAGAUAGCCGAGAUUGAGCAGGGUGCAACCGAGCUGAACAUCCCUAUAUCAAGAGCCAAUCGUAAGUUAGUUGCUUCCAUUAAUGGAGGUUUACAUGAUCCACCUUAUUUGGUUUUCAAUCCUGAGUGGGGCAAUGAACAAGUGCAAAGCCGAAGCAAAAGAUUCAGUUAUCCUUCCCUUUCUGGAAUAGAGAGGCCCGAAAGUGAAGAAGAUAUUGCCUUCAUGACUGUUCUUGAACUGGGGGAACUCAUUAAGACAAAACAAAUUACUUCUGAGGAGCUUACUCGAAUUUUUCUUCAUAGAUUAAAGAGGUAUAAUCAUGUUCUUGAAGCUGUGGUCACUUGCACCGAAGAAUUGGCAUACAAGCAGGCAAAAGAGGCUGAUGAAAUGCUUGCUCGAGGAAUAUAUUUGGGUCCCCUGCAUGGGAUUCCAUAUGGGUUGAAGGAUAUAAUUUCGGUACCCCAGUACAAGACUACUUGGGGUUCAAGAACUUUCAAAGAUCAAGUUCUUAACAUUGAAGCUUCGGUUUACAAGAAGUUGAAGUCUGCUGGGGCUGUUCUUGUUGCAAAGCUUGCUACUGGAUCACUGGCAUAUAGUGACAUCUGGUUUGGAGGUAGGACGAGGAACCCAUGGAAUAUUAUGAAAUACUCUAGUGGUUCAUCCUCUGGAUCUGCUGCUUCCACCUCAGCAGGCAUGGUUCCUUUUGCAAUUGGCUCAGAAACAUGUGGCUCCAUAACCUCCCCUGCUGCUCGUUGUGGUGUGACUGCAUUACGCCCAACUUUCGGUGCUGUUGGUCGAACAGGUGUAAUGAGCAUAUCAGAAAGCUUGGUAUCACCAUAUCAUCUUCACUUUAUGUGCUACAUUUGUUUCCCUUAUUUUGUUGUGGAAUCUAAAUAUACAUAUAUUCAGGAUAAGAUUGGACCAUUCUGUCGAAGUGCUGCAGAUUGCUCAAUUAUCCUGGAUGCGAUUCUCGGAAAGGAUCCAGAUGAUCCCUCCUCAAAAGACAUUUCCCUUGAUGACCCAUUCUCAGUAGACAUCACAAAUCUUACUGUUGGGUAUCUGGAUGAUGCUGAGAUGGAGGUUGUUCAUAUACUUGAAUCAAAGGGCGUUAAAAUGGUUCCUUUCAAAUUGAAUUACACUGUCAACCAUGUUCAAGGAAUCCUCAAUUUUACGAUGGACGUUGAUAUGUUGGCUCACUUUGAUGAGUGGCAGCGAACUGGGGAGGAUGACUUUUAUGAAGCUCAAGACCAAUGGCCUGUUGAACUACGCCGUGCACGCGUGAUUCCUGCAGUAGACUAUGUCCAGGAUUUGCAAUAUUGUUCACAGGCCCAAAGAGCACGAGGAAAAUUAAUCCGGGAAAUUAGAGAAAGUUUUACUGUUGAUGCUUUCAUUGGCAGUGCAACUGAUCCGGAGAAAGUCUGCAUGGGCAAUCUUGUUGGUAUGCCUGUUCUUAUUGUCCCAACGGGUUUUACCCAAAUAUCUAACCCGCCUCCUGAUGGUAGUCGACGAAGGAAGACCAUCACCACUGGCAUUUAUGCUCCUCCAAACCAUGAUCACGUUGCUCUCGCACUGGGCAUGGCUUACCAGUCAGUCACCGAGCACCAUAGACAACCUCCACCUAUUGAUGAUCUUGGGCCAAAUGACGUGAUAGUUGAUUCCAUAUCCACCCGUGGUUACCAAUCCUCCCAGACAAUUCCAUGAUUAGAAGGUUCCGUAUCUUCUGGUUCAGCUGUCAUAAUGUAGCUCUCAUACCAGCUCCACCAUUCAUUAUAGAAAUGGAGUUAGUAGUAUAAUAAUAGCUGGCUCUGAGACCUCUGGCUUUGCCCCAGUAACCGUCUUCUUAAUUAGUCAUGUAAUAAAUCUAGUAAACUCCUGAAAGCUUGUAGUAUCUACUCUCAAAAAGUAAAGAAUCAGGUUGUUGGUUUUUUGAGAUGGC